Cylas formicarius (sweet potato weevil) is the source of this 2551-nucleotide messenger RNA. RefSeq names its product protein artichoke-like. The transcript has a single exon. Bases 123 to 2420 code for a protein of 765 amino acids. NCBI's taxonomy places the organism in Eukaryota, Metazoa, Arthropoda, Insecta, Coleoptera, Brentidae. The record is from RefSeq and is a predicted model, not a curated record. Gene Ontology annotation, cellular component: extracellular matrix. Gene Ontology annotation, molecular function: protein binding.
UGGUGGAUGCCAUCAUCUGCGCGUUAAAUAAGAAUCGUAAACCACCGAGGUCAAAUAUGUUUGACCCCGCAUUCGGAAUACAAUGGAAAUCGAUUUCAUUGUUAGUUUAAUAUCGCGUCGAAAUGCUUCUCGUGGGAUUCGCGCUCUUGUGGUUUCGGCCUGUUACGUCCAGCUGCGUGCUAUUCGGUGACGUGGUGAACUGCGUGAACGUCACCCAAGAGAGGUACCUCUACGACGUCCACCGUGUCAUCUUGGGCGAAAGACCGACGAAUUAUAGCGUCGUCCAAAUAAGGGACUCCGACUUUGAAGUUAUCGACACGAUACGGUGCACAAAGUGGUGCCGAGAGCGGACGCUCGAGAUAACCCGGUGCAAGGUGAAGAGCGUCGCCGUGAAGGCGUUCGACGACCUGCAUCUUUUGGAGGCGCUGGAUUUGAGUUACAACAGGCUCGAAAGUGCCGAAUUCGCAACUCGGUUCGGGAGGCGUUUGAAACUGCUCAAUCUAGCCCACAACAGGUUGAAAUCGAUCCAACCCGAGGUGUUCGCGCAGAGUACUUUGGACCUCAGCUUCAACGAGCUCACCUUCUUGGAUCUGGGAUAUAUGUGCCGUCACGCUAGAGAACCUUUUGUACACGCGGCUUCAAACCACAUAACGGCGGUUUACAAUGGCUCCCGCUGUGACAUUAGUCUUAAUUUGGCAAACAACCCGCUCUUGGAAAUGGAGGAUAUGAGAGUCCUCGAAGUGAACCUAUCUAAUACGACCAACGACUUCGUCAAAGUGAUGCACGGUUUUCGUGCAAAAGUACGAAACGCUUCCAACAACCUGUUCGGAUACCUGCACGACGUCUCAAACGACGUGUACAGUCAGAAAAUCUACUUGAGCCACUGCUCUAUAACCGACUUUAGUGAGACCGUGUUCGGAGGCAACAGCUUGGAAGUCGUCGACCUAAGUCGCAACAGUCUCGAACAUUUAAAGCUGCCCAGAUUCGAAUCAGCUUCGAUCGAUCUCCUGGACAUGUCCCACUCCAACCUCUCUUCCGUAGACGACCUUUUCCGGGGACUCCGAUGUAAUACCCUGAAGCUCGGCGACUCGAGAAUCACGCGAGUGACCUCGGCCAGCUUUCGAGGAAUCCAGGACUUGAGCAACCUAGACCUCUCCUCCAACGAGCUGCGGCUGGAGAACGCCUCGUUCUCUAACUGUCCUGCGCUGACUAACCUCGACCUGUCAAACGGCCGGCUCGUUUACGCGCAUCCCCUAGCUUUUUUUGGCUUGAUCUUCCUCGAAGACUUGAACCUGGAGAACACCUCCCUGACUGUCCUAGAAUCCGGCCUGUUUCAGCCCCUCGUGAAACUCAAGAGACUCAACUUAAAGUUCAACCCGCUGACUUCCGUAGCGUUGACCAAUGUCGGGCAUGUCUCGGCGGCCGUUUUAAAAGUGACCCUGAGCGGAAACCUCGAGAAGAACGCGUUCGUCCACUUUCACGACCUAGAGCGUUUGGUUUUCGAUGACUCCGUCAUAGGUCGUAUAGCGAACGGCGCCUUCCGCAACCUCUGGAAGUUGGAGCUACUGGAAUUUAUCAACACCAACGUGGGCACCGUAGAGAGCCGCGCCCUCGUAGGUCUCCUGAGCCUCACGCACGUCGACGACGUCAUCCUUAAGUCUUGGAGCGCGUUGGAGCCUCGCGCAUUCCAAGACCUCGUUUCCCUAACGUAUCUGGACCUUAGCGGCUCGCCCGUAACUCGGAACAAUCUGACGGACUUGGAUCCGGACGCCCUGUCAGGCUUGAAGAACUUGGAACAGCUAGAUCUCAGCUACAACCCACUAAAGAACAUCUCCGAUUUUAAGUUUAGAAGCCUACGGAAAUUGACCACGUUGAAGUUAGAGGUCUGCGGGCUGAGCCGGCUAUCCGUGGACGCCUUCUUCGGCCUCGCGAGGCUUCGCGUGCUGUCUAUGAGCUUAAACGAGUUGCUCGACGUUGUGGUGGGCACAUUUCGUCACUUUCCUGACCUAGAAAGCCUAGACCUCUCGCGGAACCGCAUCGAGGACCUCAAGGUCGGGGUCUUUUCUAAUCUGGCCCGUCUGAGGAACCUUGAUCUCGCCCGUAACAGCAUGUCUAAGCUCUCCAAGGAGGUGUUCGCGCCACUGCGCAGGCUCGAGGUCCUCAACCUCGAAGGCAACCACCUCAAGAACAUCGACUACAAAAGUCUCUUGAAGAAUGUAGUGAGGUUGAUGCAGAUCGGGGUGAAUGGUAACAAGUGGAAGUGCGAGGAUCUGGCGCCCAUGUUGGAAAGUUUUCGGCAACGAAACGUGGAAUAUCUCACGGAAAAUCCCAACUACCUGGGGGACAACGUCGAGGGGAUAGGAUGCGUGGACGUGUGCAAGUACCUGUUAUGUUUGAAAGAUUCCCACGGGAUCAAUUAAUUGUUGACAAAUAAAAACUCAGUAAAAUUCGUUUGCUUUGUUUCGAACAUAUUCCACGUUGCCUCAAAACCCUCAAGUCAGCAUCUCGAACCUGCUGCCCCCACCGAAAAUCUACAAAACAUACUCACCUU